Suillus paluster is the source of this 993-nucleotide messenger RNA. RefSeq names its product Intradiol ring-cleavage dioxygenase. Gene Ontology annotation, molecular function: ferric iron binding; catechol 1,2-dioxygenase activity. Gene Ontology annotation, biological process: catechol-containing compound metabolic process. The coding region runs from base 1 to 993 and encodes 330 amino acids. The record is from RefSeq and is a predicted model, not a curated record. NCBI's taxonomy places the organism in Eukaryota, Fungi, Basidiomycota, Agaricomycetes, Boletales, Suillaceae. The transcript is spliced from 8 exons.
AUGUCAGAAGUCAAGGUUGCGAGCUCAAACGGCAUCCCUCCUCCAAGUUUCGACUUGCCAUUACCUGACAGACCAGACAUCAUCACAGCCAACAUUCAGAAGCUGAUCGAGCAAACGCCCAAUCCACGACACAGGUUCAUCUUCAAGACCCUGGUCAAGCAUCUACACCAGUUCGUCAAUGAGACCAGUCUGACCACAGAUGAAUGGAUGGCAGCGAUCGAUUUCUUGACGCGCACCGGACAAAAGUGCACACCACUGCGUCAAGAAACAAUUCUGUUAUCAGAUAUCCUAGGUGUUUCUGCUCUCGUCGACUCGUUAAAUAACCCCGUUGCGGGAGGAGCAACUGAAAACAGCGUCCUGGGUCCAUUCUUCACGGAGGAUGCUGCAGAUGUCGAAUUUGGUGAAUCCAUCGCAUCUGAAGGAAAAGGAGAUUACAUGUACGUUGAAGGUCGGAUUUUGACGACGGAAGGGCAACCAAUCCCUAAUGCCAUCAUCGACACUUGGGAAACCGAUGCCGAUGGAUUCUAUGACACGCAAUAUGCAGACCGCUCGCAUCCCGACUGCAGAGGUCGCCUACGCUCUGAUGAUGAUGGCAGAUUUGGCUAUCGCGCUGUUGUGCCGAUAGCGUACCCAGUUCCUGGAGACGGUCCUGUUGGCGAACUUCUUUGCCUUCUUGGUAGGCACAACAUGCGGCCAAACCACUUACACAUGAUGGUCGAAGCCCCUGGUUUCCACAAGCUCGUCACGGCAUUGUAUCCGGAGGGUUGCGACUACCUGAGAAGCGACUGUGUCUUCGGUGUCAAGAAAUCCUUGGUAGUGAGCUUGAAGGACAUUGUAGACGACGAGGAAGCUCGUAAACGCGGAUUUCCUCGCGGUGGCUCAUUCAAGUUAUUGCAAUAUGACAUUAUAUUGCUCACGGAAGAGCAAUCUGCAGCGAUACGUACUCGCGUUGAAGAGGAACGCGGCGUAAUUACGGGGGAUGAAAAGUACUGA